UUUUUUUUUCUUUUCUUUUUUUACCCUACUUGUCUAUGGAUUUUUGACUGGAUGAUUGAUCCCUCUGAAAGGAAUAGAAUGGGGAAAAUGAAAAAAAGAAAAAGCUCUAGCAGUAAAGUCCUCACCGCUCCCCAAGGAUGACUACCGAAUCAUGCAUCCAGAUUAUUACACUAUCAACUCUCCUUCCUCUUCUGUCUUGGUGUCCUGUCCUUUCUUUUCUUUUCUUUUUUUUCCCCUCUAAGUCUUCUCCGGAUACGGAUACUAUCGGGCGGAUAGGUGUGUGUUGAAACGAAAGGGUUGUCCCUGGGCCAGGCUUAAGCUCUGAUAGGAUCUCUAGCCGGAGUGAGAUCUCCUGUACUAGUCAGCGAUCAAUCCACCAAGAAAUGGACGGAGAUAUCCUCACCUGUCAGACUUCAGCUGCAUGCCAUCUGGGUGCACAGGCCAGAGCAAGCAACUUCUCUCUUCUCUUUCAUCUAUCGACCCGGAAAAAAGAAUCAUCUCUUCUCAUCUAGGUAAAACUGAUAGAUACCUAACCAAGACAACACAUCCUGAGAAAAGAAAUGAGUGGGAAAUGAAAAGCGAGAAGGGAGAGGGGAAGUCUCAAUCAACAGAACAACUUGUGCAAAGCACAGAUCUCUGUCACUGCUGCGAUCAGCCUUUCCAACGGCAUAGCCAGGAGUCCACACGUUCGGUCCCGACGUAUGACGAUCACGGUCGUACUAUUGUGCAUGAUGCCAUCCACAACCUGUCCAAGGCCCUGUUCACACACGUUCAGCCCCAGUUGGAAGUGGUUAUCCACACGGGGGUUCUCGGAAUAUGGCUAGCACAGUGGGUCUUAUUGCUAUCAGUCAGCAUCUUGUGUAUGUACAGGCAUGGGUAUGGAGAAAUAGACAAGUUCGAGCACCGCUAGUCCCAGGUGUUGCCUAUUUUGUUUAGUUCAUACCACCUCUUUCAUCGGCUCGGUUUGGAUUGCAAUGAUUUCCUGCAUGUUGGGUCUAGCUCUGACUUACCCCGUUCGUGUCGUCGUUGCAUUGCUCUUUCUUUUCUCCAUAAUGAUCCUUCCGAGACUUGGCGCUAAUCGUUAUAGGGGGUGGGGGAAUGCCCUGGUUUGCUUCGUCGUUGUUCGGUCGAGAAGGGGAUUCAACCGGUGUGCGAAAGCUACAUGUGCUGUGCUGGGGCGCUUGUCGAUCUUGAGGUAGAUGCAAGGACUUAGCAUGAGGCUGUAUGGCACUGGUGCAGUGUCAGGGCCGUUUUU
Molecule: messenger RNA, 1255 nt
Organism: Aspergillus alliaceus
Lineage: Eukaryota; Fungi; Ascomycota; Eurotiomycetes; Eurotiales; Aspergillaceae
Exons: 2
Coding region: 422-910 (162 amino acids)
Source: RefSeq, a predicted model, not a curated record